CCUGCUCUGCUCUGGUGUGUGCUCCGGUCGCCAUGGCGCUCUUCUCUCGUUCCCGCGCACUCGCCAGCAGGCUUUUCGGCCGUCCCGUGGCUUUCCGGCGGUUCUCAUCCACCGACGCUCCGAAGGGAGGCGCGAGGAUCGAUCACGGCGGGUACCAUUUGAACGGCGCCCCUUCCUUCAUGCGCGGCACGGUGUUCUGGGAGCCGGGAAAGCCGCUCACCAUCGAGGAGUUUCAGAUGCCCCGCCCCAAAGCGGGCGAGGUUCUCAUCAAGACGAAAGCUUGUGGAAUAUGCCAUUCGGAUCUGCAUGUCAUUAAGGGUGAACUUCCUUUUUCGGCUCCCUGUGUUGUGGGUCAUGAAAUAACUGGAGAGAUUGUGGAGCAUGGAGCACAUACUGAUGCUGGCGUGAUAAGAAGAUUUCCUGUUGGCUCUCAUGUAGUUGGAGCAUUCAUAAUGCCAUGUGGUAAUUGUCAUUUUUGUGUGAAGGGCCAAGAGGACAUAUGUGAGUCAUUCUUUGCAUAUAACAGAUCAAAGGGAACACUAUAUGAUGGUGAAACUCGACUAUUUUUGCGUGGCAGUGGAAAACCAGUGUACAUGUACAGUAUGGGGGGUCUUGCAGAGUACUGUGUAGUUCCAGCUAAUGCAUUAGCGCUUCUUCCUGAUUCACUGCCAUACGCAGAAUCAGCUAUCCUAGGAUGUGCAGUUUUCACAGCCUAUGGUGCCAUGAGACAUGCUGCAGAUUUGCGUGCUGGUGAUGCUGUUGCUAUUAUUGGCAUUGGUGGAGUUGGAACAAGCUGUUUGCAGAUUGCACGAGCCUUUGGCGCUAGUGAGAUUAUUGCAGUUGAUGUUCAGGAUGAUAAACUGCAGAACGCAAAGAAGCUUGGGGCAACUCACACCGUCAAUGCAGCUAAAGAAAAUGUUGCUGAUAGAAUAAGGGAAAUAACUCGUGGGAUGGGUGUCGAUGUUGCUGUUGAAGCAUUGGGAAAGCCAUUGACAUUCAUGCAGACUGUACAAAGUGUAAGAGAUGGAGGAAAAGCUGUAAUGAUUGGACUUUCUGCAGCUGGUGCAGUUGGGGAGGUAGAUAUAAAUCGCCUAGUUCGGCGGCAGGUCAAGAUUAUUGGUUCAUAUGGUGCUAGAGCAAGACAAGAUCUUCCAAUGCUUGUGAAACUCGCUGAAACUGGAAUUUUCAAUCUUGAGGCUGCAGUGUCAAGGAAAUGCAAAUUUGAGGAAGCUACAGCUGCAUAUGAUGAUCUCAACCAUGGAAAGAUCAUAGGCAGAGCAGUUGUCGAGAUAAUGUAACUUUAUAAAUGGUGACUUUUCCAAUAAUUUUCCUAGCUUGAGAUAAUGUAUUCUCAACUGUCAGACAAAAGAAACUGCUCUUGAAUCA
Molecule: messenger RNA, 1386 nt
Organism: Nymphaea colorata (pocket water lily)
Lineage: Eukaryota; Viridiplantae; Streptophyta; Magnoliopsida; Nymphaeales; Nymphaeaceae
Exons: 8
Coding region: 33-1298 (421 amino acids)
Molecular function (GO): oxidoreductase activity
Source: RefSeq, a predicted model, not a curated record